Cololabis saira (Pacific saury) is the source of this 10971-nucleotide messenger RNA. RefSeq names its product dedicator of cytokinesis protein 3-like. Gene Ontology annotation, cellular component: plasma membrane; cytoplasm. Lineage: Eukaryota; Metazoa; Chordata; Actinopteri; Beloniformes; Belonidae. The record is from RefSeq and is a predicted model, not a curated record. Gene Ontology annotation, molecular function: small GTPase binding; guanyl-nucleotide exchange factor activity. Gene Ontology annotation, biological process: small GTPase-mediated signal transduction. The coding region runs from base 240 to 6761 and encodes 2173 amino acids. The transcript is spliced from 55 exons.
CAGAGAUGGACGGACACGCUGCUGCGCCUUGCGUGCACCCAAACCCGUCUCACCGUUCGCUUAUCAUUUUAACAAUUUAACCUUUUGCAAUCUCAAGCUCGGUUACCGGUGACCUGCCUGAAAUCAGCCAGAGGUAAACUUUUCCUCCUCUCUGUGGGUCGGAAUUUCCAUGAAGCGACGCAUCGGGUGACUCUACUUUGUCGAGGAUUUUUUUUGCUCUCCGUGCGCAGCGGGGCAUCAUGUGGACGCCGACGGAGGACGAGAAAAUCGGUGUCGUCAUCUGCAACUUCCGAGGCUCGGUGGCGCAGGGUUUGGCUCUGGAGGUGGGAGAGACGGUGCAGAUUCUGGAAAAAUGUGAAGGGUGGUACAGAGGAUUCUCGCUGAGGAAGCCAAAUGUCAAGGGAGUCUUUCCUGCCACUUACAUCCACUUGAAGAAAGCCAUCGUAACCAACCGAGGGCCCAAUGAGACUGUGGUGCCUCUGGAAGACCCCAUCGUCACCGAGGUGACAUCAACACUUCAAGAAUGGGCGUUACUGUGGAAGCAGCUCUAUGUGAAACACAAGGUGGAUCUGUUCUACAAGGUUCGCCACGUGAUGAUGGAGCUGAUCGACCUGAGGAGGCAGCUGCUGUCCGGCCACCUGACACAAGACCAGAGCAGAGACGUCAAGCGACACAUCACCGUCAGACUCGACUGGGGCAACGAACACCUGGGUCUGGAUUUGGUGCCAAGGAAGGAGUUUGAUACGGUUGAUGAGGACCAUAUAAGCGUGUCAGAUCUUUAUAAGAUGCAUCUGUCAAGUCGACACAGCGUCCAACAAAGCACAGCACAGGGCGAGAACAGCCGGCAGCGACACGGGGAGCCCUGCAGAGUUCCAGUACCACACCACCUUCUGGUCAACCUGAAGAGCUUCACCUACAACAGCAUCGGGGAAGACACGGACAUAUUCUUCUCCCUGUAUGAUCUGAGAGAGGGGAAGACUAUCAGUGAAAAAUUUAUGGUGAGACUGAACAAGAACGGAGGACCAAAGAAUCCGGAGAAGGUGGACAGACUCUGCGCGCUCUUCACGGAUUUAAGCAACAAAGACAUGAAGAGAGAUCUCUACAUCAUCUCACAAGUUAUUCGGACAGGCCGCAUGUUGUUGAACGACAGUAAGAAAGGCCCGCCGCACGUCCAGUACCGCCGACCGUACGGCUGUGCCGUCCUGGCCAUGAGCGACGUGCUGCAGACCAUCUCAGAACUCAAAGAGGAGAAGGAUUUUGUUCUUAAAGUCUACACGUGUAAUAAUGAGAAUGAGUGGUACCAGGUCCACGAGAACAUCAUCCGCAAGUCCAGCACCAAGUACACCGCCCCCAGCACCAACUACGGUCUGAUAAUCUCCCUGCAGCUGCUGAGGGGCGACAUGGAGCACGUCCGCAGAGAAAACCCGCUCAUAUUCAGCAGGGGGGUCGCCAUCACGCGGAAACUGGGGUUCCCGGACGUCAUCAUGCCAGGCGACAUCCGUAACGACCUCUACCUGACACUGGAGCGAGGAGACUUUGAGAGAGGAGGGAAGAGCGUCCAGAAGAACAUCGAGGUGACCAUGUAUGUCAUCUACGCCGACGGAGAAAUACUGAAGGAAUGCAUCAGUCUGGGUUCAGGCGAGCCCAACAUCCCGGAGUAUCGCGCUUUCGUGCUCUACCACAACAACGGCCCUCGCUGGAGCGAAGUCAUCAAACUCCCGAUUCCCAUCGACCGGUUCAGAGGCUCCCACCUGCGCUUCGAGUUCAGACACUGCUCCACAAAAGACAAAGGCGAGAAGAAGCUGUUUGGCUUCUCCUUCACGCCCCUGAUGAGGGAAGAUGGAACGACUCUGUCUGACGAGAGUCAUGAGCUCUAUGUCUACAAGUGUGACGAGAACACGACGUUCACCAACCACGCCCUCUACCUGGGCCUGCCCUGCUGUAAGGAGGACUUCAACAGCUGCCCCAGCAUCCCCUCCAGCCUCAUCUUCCAGCGCAGCCCCAAGGAGGCUUUCUGGAUCUCCACCCAGCUCUCCUCCACCAAGCUCACUCAGAAUGUGGACCUGCUGGCCCUGCUCAAGUGGAAGGCCCAUCCAGACCGGGUCAUGGACAUCCUCGGGCGGCUUCGACACGUCAGUGGAGAAGAGAUCGUCAAGUUUCUCCAAGACAUCCUGGACACAUUAUUCUCCAUCUUGGAUGACAACACGGACAAAUAUGGGCCGCUGGUUUUCCAGUCGUUGGUGUUCAUCAUAAACCUCCUCAGGGACAGUAAAUACUACCACUUCAGGCCAGUGAUGGACACGUACAUCCAGAAACACUUUGCUGGCGCUUUGGCUUACAAAGAGCUGAUCCGCUGCCUGAAGUGGUACAUGGACCGAUCUGCUGAGGUGGUCAGACAGGACCACAUCCAGGAAGCCAUGAGGGCGCUGGAGUAUCUGUUUAAGUUCAUCAUCCAGUCCCGCAUCCUCUACUCGCGCGCCACCUGCGGCAUGGAGGAGGAGCAGUUUCGCACCAGCGUCCAGGAGCUCUUCCAGUCCAUCCGCUUCGUGCUGAGCCUGGACAGCCGCAACUCGGAGACGCUCAUCUUCACCCAGUGUGGCCCCGGCCCCAGCCAGGCCCCCGGCCCCGGCCUGGCGCCCGCCGCUCCGUUAGCACUAGUCCCCGCCCCGGGCCCGGGCCAGAGCCAGGCCCCCGCCCCGGGGCCGGUUCCUGGCAGCGGGCAGGCCAGCUGCUCUCAGGCCUCGAGCUGCAGCGCUCUGCGGCCGUCUCCGCUGUCAGCCGCGCUGCUGAACUCCUUCCCGGCCAUCUUCGACGAGCUGCUGCAGAUGUUCACGGUGCAGGAGGUGGCCGAGUUUGUGCGCGGCACGUUGGGCAGCAUGCCGUCCACGGUGCACAUCGGACAGUCCAUGGACGUGGUCAAGCUGCAGUCCAUAGCUCGAACGGUGGACAGCAGGCUCUUCUCCUUCCCUGAGUCUCGUAGGAUCCUGCUUCCUGUGGUCCUGCAUCACAUCCACCUACACCUGAGGCAGCAGAAAGAGCUGCUCAUUUGCUCUGGAAUACUCAGCUCCAUAUUCUCCAUCAUCAAGAACAGCUCACUGGACACGUCGGUGCAGGAGGAGGUGGAGAUGAUGGUGGAGUCCCUGUUGGACGUCCUCCUGCAGACCCUUUUGUCAAUCAUGAGCAAGAGCCAAUCGCAGGAGGCGGUAAGGGGUCAACGCUGUCCGCAGUGCACCGCGGAGAUCACUGGGGAGUAUGUGUCCUGCCUCCUGUCACUUCUCCGCCAGAUGACAGACAUCCACUUCCAACGCUUGAUGGAAAACUUCCAGAGCAAGGACGAGCUCAAGGAGUUCCUCUUGAAGAUUUUGUGUGUGUUCAGAAACCUGAUGAAGCUGAGCAUUUUCCCCCGCGACUGGAACAUCAUGAGGCUGCUCACGAGCAACAUCAUCCUGACCACGGCCCAGUACCUCUCUCCUGCUCUGCACAAGAACUUUACAGAAACAGACUUUGACUUUAAGGUGUGGAACUCCUACUUCAGUCUGGCUGUGCUCUACAUCAACCAGCCCAGUUUACAGCUGGAGAACCUGAGUCCUGCCAAGAGGAAGAAGGUCUUAGACAAAUAUGGUGACAUGAGGGUGAUGAUGACGUAUGAGCUUUUCAGUAUGUGGCAGAACUUGGGAGAGAAUAAGAUCCAUUUCAUCCCCGGCAUGAUCGGCCCGUUCCUGGGGGUGACGUUGGUCCCUCAGGUGGAGGUGAGAAACAUCAUGAUCCCCAUCUUCCACGACAUGAUGGACUGGGAGCAGCGCAAGAACGGGAACUUCAAACAGGUGGAGGCUGAGUUGAUCGACAAGUUGGACAGUUUGGUCUCUGAGGGGAAAGGUGACGAGAACUACAGAGAACUCUUCAGUUUGCUAACCCAGCUGUUUGGGCCUUAUCCCAGCCUGUUGGAGAAGAUCGAGCAGGAAACGUGGCGAGAGACGGGGAUCUCCUUCGUUACUUCCGUCACACGGCUGAUGGAGCGGCUGCUGGACUAUAGGGACUGUAUGAAAGGAGAUGAGACGGAAAACAAGAAGAUUGGCUGCACCGUGAAUCUGCUGAACUUCUACAAGUCGGAGAUCAACAAGGAGGAGAUGUACAUCCGCUACAUCCACAAGCUGUGCGACAUGCAUCUCCAGGCUGAGAACUUCAACGAGGCGGCGUUCACCCUGCUGCUGUACUGGGAGCUGCUGAACUGGGACGAGCGGCCUCUGAAGGAGUUCCUGCAUUAUCCCGCUCAGACCGAGUGGCACCGCAAGGAGGGUCUCUGCCGCAAAGUUAUCCACUAUUUCAACAAGGGAAAGUGUUGGGAGUACGGUGUUCCUCUGUGCCGGGAGCUGGCCUUUCAGUAUGAAUCAUUGUACGACUACCAGAGCCUCAGCUGGAUACGGAAAAUGGAAGCAGCAUAUUACGACAACAUCAUGGAGCAGCAACGCCUGGAGCCGGAGUUCUUCAGGGUGGGAUUCUACGGCAGGAAAUUCCCCUUUUUCCUCAGAAACAAAGAGUUUGUCUGCCGUGGCCAUGACUACGAAAGAUUAGAAGCCUUCCAGCAAAGAAUGCUGGGAGAAUUCCCACAAGCCAUUGCAAUGCAGCACCCCAAUCAACCAGAUGAAGCCAUCCUGCAGUGUGAUGCGCAGUACCUCCAGAUCUACGCGGUAACGGCGGUUCCAGACAGCGUCACCGUCCUCCAGAUGGACAGAGUGCCAGACCGCAUUAAGAGCUUCUAUCGGGUGAAUAACGUUCGGCGGUUUCGUUACGAUCGGCCGUUUCACAAAGGACCCAAAGACAAGGAGAAUGAGUUCAAGAGUCUCUGGAUAGAGAGGACGACUCUGACGCUCACUCACCCUCUGCCGGGGAUCUCACGCUGGUUCGAGGUGGACAGGAGAGAACUGGUGGAGGUGAGCCCGCUAGAAAACGCCACCUCUGUGGUAGAGAACAAGAACCAGGAGCUGCGGACCCUGAUCAGUCAGUACCAACACAAACAGCUGCACGGCAACAUCAACCUGCUCAGCAUGACGCUGAACGGAGUCAUCGACGCCGCCGUGAACGGAGGCAUCGCCAGAUACCAGGAGGCGUUUUUUGACAAAGAGUACAUCACCAGCCACCCUGAAGACACAGAGAAGAUCACGCAGCUCAAAGACCUGAUGCAGGAGCAGGUCCACAUCCUUGGAGUGGGUCUGGCUGUGCACGAGAAGCUCGUGCAUCCAGAAAUGCGUCCCCUGCACAAGAAGCUGAUAGAUCAGUUCCAGAUGAUGAGGAGCAGCCUCUGCCAUUGUUUCUAUGUUGCAUUUCAGGGCCUACCUGGACUAGAGAGGUCCGGUUCUGGAGCCAACACCCCCAGGGGGAUCCUGGCCUCUCACAGCCCCAUGAGCCCCGAGAGCUUCAAGCUCAUGCACCGACACAGUCCCAUUGCUGUUUUGACUCCAGUGCGCAUUUCGUCCCCCUCUCUCUCCUCCCACAACUCCAGUGAGACAGGUAAUCUGGUGAUCCUGGCUGACGGCAUGGUGAUGGAGCACCCCGAGGACUUCUACCGGAUGCAGGCAAGCCCCUCCUCCUCAAGUCUUAGCUCCACCCACUCCGCACCUCCUCAGAUGAUAAACUCCACCCCCUCAUCCAUCAGAGUCGGCUCUCCUUCUCUGCCGGACAAGUACAGACACAACAGAGAAAUGCUGAUGCUUCUGCCGCCGCACAGAGACAGACCAAGCAGCGCCAUGUACUCCAACAUCACUGAGAACGGACAGCCACCAACCUUCCAGCGGGCCUUGUUCCAUCAGGUGAUCGGUCCAUGCAAACCCUGCAGCGACCCCAACCUCUCCGUGGCGGAGAAAGUCCUCACCACUCCCAGCAGUUGGAGUUUGGACAGUGGAACCAGGGAAGCGCUCCCGUUCCUCUCCUCCCAUGUCGGCAGUGUCAUGGCACCGCCGGUCCCACCGCGCAACGUGCCUCAUGGACAGCUCCUGUCGAUGCACUUUGAUGCUUUCCACCACCAGGUCAGCGACCUCCCUCCAGCUCUCCCCGCGCGCUCCUUAAGGAAGUCCCCCCUGCACCCUAUACCUGCCUCGCCCACCAGCCCGCAGUCCAUCCUGGAUGGCAGUAACUCCACCUUAUCGGGCAGCGCCAGCUCCGGGGUCUCCUCCCUCAGCGAGAGCAACUUCGGGGGCCCCGCCUCGUCCUCCGACCCCCCGGCCAGCCGCACCGACACCCUGGAGUCCGUCCCCAGCAGCCAGGCCUGGACCACCGACCAGGAAGACCUGGACUCGCCGUAUCAGCCCGUCAGGUACAGCGUGUCCGAGCCCGAAGUCCUGGACGGAGUCAAACCCCCACCCUGCCGCAGCCACUCCGCCCCGGGAGGCGUGGGCCCGGCACAGGCGGUGUGCCAGAUCCAGGCCCAGGCUCCGGGUCCGGCCCCCGCCGGGGUAGCACCAUCGCAGCAGCCCGACGGGCCGCCACACUCUCACCCGCACCAGCACUUCUACCACCACUUCCACCCGCACUUCAUCCCCCAGCACCCGCCCCUGUACCACCUCCACGAGCCCCCGCCGGCCCUGCCCCCCAAACCCUACCUGAGGGAGGGCUGCAUCCCCGAGGAGGAGCCCAUGACCGGCCACUCCGGCCCGGCACCUCCCGCACCGCGGCCCAUGCCGCGCAAGAUCUCCCAGCCCAUAAUCGCAGCCACCAAGGACGAACAGGCUAAAGUGGCGUGGGAGCACGGCAUCAGUGACGAGUGAGCUGAAACAGAACUCUUUUCUAAAGUAAAAAAAAAGAAGAAGAGUCGAACUGAAAGGAUGAUCCGAAGCAGCCAGAGCAGCCUUCAGGAACCGGAGAAGAUCCGAGCCGUGAAGCUUAAAGUUCAAAUAAUCUGAACACUCACAUCGUCCACGUUCAGUAACCCGGCAGAGAGUCCUCGACAUCUGACGACGCUCCCUCCUCGUGUCACUGCAUCCAAAAGCUUGAGUUUAGACAUAAUCUCCAGAAAACUGUAGCAUUCUGUCUCAUCCGACGCAACGGUGUCACCAUGACACGUUUAUUCUGAUAGACCCUAAAACUGCACACAUCCCACGCUAUUUACUGCUUUUACUACCAUUGACAACAUUAAUCAAACAUAGACAUACAGAGGGGGGGGGGUUAACUUAAAAAAAAUAAAAUAAAUUGCACAAGAAUUUUAUUCUGUUGAUGCCUCGCUCUGAAGGUUCAAGACAGAGAGCACUUUAAUGAAGCAAGACAGCACCAAAAUAUGCAGGAAGAGGAGUCAUACUCCUCAUAUAACUGUAGAAAUAUGAUAGGAUUAAAUAUAAUGCAGAUCAAUCAAAGCAGAGCUGAGGAUUAUAGUUAUUUAGAUGCAAAAUGAUUAUUUUCAGCUGAAAACUAAAGGUUAAAAACAAACAGAAAGUGAAUAAAAAGGUUUAUUUCCUCCACAUGAGACAAACUAAGGCUCUGCUCCCACCCACGAUAAUAAAUGACCAACGACAGCCUCGCUGCAGCUAAUAAGUAUUUUUUCAACAAAGUAUAUAGAUAAUGUCAAACAGUACACAGAGGGAUAUAGAUAUAAUUUAUAUUUAAUUCUUAUAUUAGCUGAAGGUUAAAUUGAUGUAGAAAUAUGCAAGAUGAGUGAAAUGAGAGCCUGCAGGAGCUGCUCGGGGAGACACGACAUGCACUUGAUGAAAACACUGGAACAUUUUAACGUUGCAACGUCAACGAUGAAGAAAAGCGAUUCUGCAAAAGACUUUUUUUGUGCAGGAGAUGUGAACCUGUAAAUACGCUCAAGAUCCAUGUGCAAGGAUGGUAUUUAUAGAGAACAUUAACUUCGAUAAAUAUAUGCUUUUUGACUUUUUUUAUGAAAGUAAUGGACUUUUUUUUAAUCAGGGUACUGUUUUGUAUGCAUGUUUGUUCGAUGAAAGUUCGAGUUCGGACGGAGACUGUGAACAACCCACAGAGGUGAAUUACUGGAAGCACCUGAGAAAUGUUCUGCUGCGCACUGACGUCCUCGUAGUUUAGAAAAGUGCAACCAUUUAAGUGUGUACGGAUGUUAAAUCUGCUAGAUUGUUCUCAGUGACAAACGUGUUGUGAAGGAUGUUUUAGUUCGUUUUAAAUCGCUUUCGUUUUUUAACCAGCAGCUCAGAUUGUUUGCACGCUGUCCUUCUAAGAUGUUUUUGUCACUCCCUUCUUUGCUUUUGUUUUUGUUGGUGGACUGUGAACAGCUGUUAACCUUGUUUCCAUCACAGCCGCUUCAAACAGUUACCACUUGUUCUCCCUUGUGGAUCAUGCUUUGGUUUUCUUUUUAUAGUGAACCGUUACUUUAAUUUGAGGUUUGUUAAACUUGUUUUUACUGUUAAAUGUCCUGUCAGAGGUCUGGGAAAGCUCUGCGUUUGUAACCCGCAUGGCAUUAACGGCAGGCUGCUUAUAGUCGGUUUCUCUGCCCCGCGCUUAGUUUUGACUCCAUUUCACCAUCUCUCUGCUGUAAAUAUUCAAUCAGUUCAUCCGCCACAGAAAGUAGUCCUAAUAUGGCGCGCCGGUUUGAAACUGCAAGAGGCAGAUCAGUCUAUUACAUGUGUGGGAAUCACCCUGGACGCUGGAUUGGUGGUAGUGUUUCUGCAAUUGGCCCCUUGGAGGGUUUUUGUUUUGUUUUUUAAUUUGUCUUUUCCUGAUUUAAAUACUAUUCUUUAAAAAGAAGGUAACAGCACUUAUCCUGCAUGAUGUGAUCCCUGACUUAACCAAACAUGCACACGACCUGCUUGAAGUGAAUAAUAUCUAAUCAUGUCUGUUGAUGUGACCCAUAAUUGUGUCCAGAGCCGUACGGACACAGAAGUCCAUUUCAGAUAUUUAGACUGGAAUUCAGUAUGUAGCCUGGGUCCCAUUUACAUGGAGGGGGGUGAGAUCUCACCAUCUGAGACGUCAGGAUGAAAUAAGCUUUAUCUCUUCACGUAAGCGCUGAGCAUCGUCCUCCCCGAGUAAAGGUGUCAUGAAGGGAAGCUGGGUCUUUGGCUUCGUCUGGAGCGAAACCUCACCGUAACACAGGGUGUGAUCCCUUCUGUUCCCAGCUGUUUGUAUCCUGUACCAACGACCCCUCAUUGGCUCACAAAUAGGAUGUUUUCUGGUCAUGCUGAAAAAAGUGACACAUGCCAGACGUGUCAGAUUCUCAUGCCAGUAAUUUCUUGUCAUGAACACAUAAAAAAAUGAUGCCAAAAUAAAAUGGAAGGGAACAAAUAUUGGUUUAUCUGUUGGUGGAAGUUCAGCUGAUGCUGGUUUGAUUUUCAGUUUGAUUUGUUUCAUCAGUUUACGGUUGGAUCUGGUUGAUGAGGCUGCUCUUUGAUAAAAGUUUCACCAAGUUAAAGUUUUAUGUCUGUUUUGUGUUUUCUUUUACACUGUGAGGUAAAUUUGACGUGCUUUGAACGAAACAGAAAUGCUUUCGAAGGUCAGUUCUGGUUAAAAUGUUUAGCAAUAUUUACACAUUUGGAAGAAUCACAAUCAUCAACCAACUUGUUUUCUUCUUUUUACUUUAAGUGCAUUUAAAAUAGCUCGUUACUUCACUUUUUUACCCAACAAAUCAUUUGUUUUACUGAGAGCUUCAAGCCUUGAAUACCUCUCUCUUCAUGUUGGCCAAUCUGUUUUUGGUUUGUUUUUUGUCCACCUUUACUUUGAUGUUCUUGAUAGAAAGAGUUUCCAGGUCUGAAUCAGUGCUUUUAGUCCCAGUAAAGUUGAAACUCAUAAAAAUCUAAACUGAUCUUCUGUUCAUCACGUUCUUUAAUUCUCUAGUGGAUUCAUCCGUCAUGUUACUCCAGUAACAUCUGGAAGUGCAUGCACACGUUUAAGGACACGUUGAGGAAGAAUUCACUUUAAAAGGCCAUUUUAUCAUAAAAUAAUUGAAUAUAUUCAGCAUGUUUGACAAUAUUCUUCAUACUUAUCUCUAAACAGUUGAUUAAUUCAGAAAUCUGAAUAUUUCUGUUCAACAAAAAAACUGCCAUCAAACUGUCUUGAACUGUCAAAGUUCACGUUUUGAUGCUGUUUAGUCAACAUGAUUAAUGUAGAUUAGAGGCUUUCACACAUUUUUAGAGAUUCAGCAGCAGGUUAGAAAGUAACAUUUGUAAAAAUGAACGCAGCUCAGUUUGUGCUGCUCCACCAGGGUUUGACAUCAUUAACCAACAUGGAGACUCCAGCGGUAGGUUAAUUUGAGUAAAUCACUUUGUAAAUGUGGUAUCAACUAUGCAAAGCCCAUCCUUCUUUUUCCCUCUUUUUUCUGACAGUGAACAUAUUAAAAGCAGAAAGUUAAAAUCACAUCUAGUGUAUUAUAAAAAGGGAUAAUUUAUAGCAGAUGACUCAACUCUGUCUUUGAUCAGUGAAACUACCUGACAGGAAAAUCUUCUUUUUGCUAGUUACAGAUUAUAAACCAACAUUUGUCUACUAAAACCACUGAACCAAUCUGUUUGUGUUUGAUCUGUCUAACAGAUGAGAAAAAGGUGUUGAAUUGUUUGUAGAAAGACAAAGAGGGAGCGUAUUAUUAUGGUCAUAAAGGAGAAAUCUUCCUUUCAUACAGAUUGUGGUCUUUUUUCCUUCAACUUUCUGAUAUAAAACUGUUUUUGAGUCUAUAUGACAGCAAGCAGAGUUAACUUUGUCUAAUGAAUGAUUAAACAUUCGGGGCAGCUGACGGAGUUUUAUUUUUAUUUUGUCUUUUUUGCAUCAGUGAUAAAUUCAGCUGGUCAGUUAUGAUGCUGGUUUUCAUUUGUACAAUGAUUCUUUAUUUUGUGUAUAUAAAAGUCUUGAUUGUGUUAGCAUGGGUAGAAACUGUGACGUGUAUGACGGUAGGUGUAAAUACUCAAGUUUUUCCUACUCACUAAACAAACUGCUGUGUUGUGGAUUCAUGAUUAAUGACAAACAUUAAACAGUAAAGUUUUAUUGACUCAGACUCCAUUUGUGUGUGUUUUUUAAUAAAACAAUUGUAAC